AUGCCGAGCUCAUCUGCAUCUACACCAAGCUCGACGCAGCUCGAGCAUCCGCUUCCGCGACCCACCGUGGUCGGUAGUUCCCGAUCAUCAAGCAGAGCAUCGUCGAGGACCCGAAGCGUGUACUCGUCCGCGCCUCAUAGCCGCUCAAACUCACCGGCGCUGCCACAAGAUGGUGUAGGGCGCAGCCGCAGCAGGACCUCUUCUCGCCGAUCAUCUCUUGCACCCGGCCCGUCGAGGACGCGCAGCUCGACUUCUCCGCAACGCGUUCCCACCUGGGCAGUCGAUCCCGACAUUGUUGUCGAGAUCAGCAGCGACAGCUCUGACGACGAUGAUGUCGUCCCGGUAGGGCCAGCGUUUGCUCCCCGUCCGCGAUCCACGUCGCCGGCGAACGACUUUGUGGAGGUGUCAAGCAUCAGACGUGCCCGAGCCGCAGCGCCGACAAGGCGCAGCGAUCUAUUCUCUCCUCCCGCAAUGAACGGCCCGCCUGCUGAACCUGUUCUCAUUAGCCACGUCCGAUCCAGCAGGCACGUCGGCCUCAGCGUCAAUCCCAGUACCGGCGAUUUCCUCACCCGACCCAUGCCGAUUGUUCGAUCCGAUCGAUCGACUUCGCAGUCGGACGCCGAUGCCAGCUUCUCCGUCCUUUCGGCGCACGCGGCGCCUCAGCCCGCUCCUGCUGCGCCUCCCGCCAGAAGCGAGCAUCCGAUCACCGAUAUGCGACUGCGUUCAUCCAACUUGGCCAUGCCGACAAAGUCGCCACCGCGCUCCAAGCCACCGCCAAUUGAGCAUCCGCUGCUUUCAAAGUACACUUGCCCGAUCUGCUUUGAUGCGCCGACGAAUUUGUCGGUCACGCCAUGCGGCCACUUCUUUUGCGGAGAGUGCUUGUUUCAGGCCCUCAAGACACAAGCGGUGCAGCGAGGAGCUAUGGAGGAAGAGCAGUCUUUCCUGCGAUUCGGCGGACUGUUCGUACCGGAUGCGUUCCCCAUCGACCGCGAGGCCUAUACCCAGGUGACAAUGCCCUCUGGACGAAACGAAGGCGCAGUAGGCACUGCGAACGCUGGACAUGGACGCGGCGGAGGCGGAGGGGGACGCGGCGGCGGCGCUUCUGGAGGCAGAGGACGAUCCAAGCCGGAUCCGCUUGCGGGCCAGUGCCCCGUGUGUCGCGCUAAGAUCAAAGGAGGCUUCAACGGCCGGGAGAAGAGCGGAAUCCUGGGGCUUCGGCUCAUGAUCGGAAAGCCCAUCGACGAUCCGAGGGAAGAGAGCGGCAAAAUGAAGGGCGACUCUGCGCCAGGGAAGGAUGCAUCGGCGGACUCAAGCGAGACCGAGGACGAAGCAGCGUGGCUUUCGUCACGCGAGGUCACACAUGCCUCCGACAAUAUCAAAUCUGCAGAGCAGCAGCGGCUUCCACGCGGCGCAGGCUCAGGUCCGGCACUUGGCCGUGGCAAGCGUCGUCCGCAAAGAUCGUCGACGAAUGCAUCGGCAUCUUCCGAUCGAUCCACAGCGACAGCUGAAGGCAGUCGCGGCCGGUCGAGUAAGAGGCAACGGCACGCCUCGAGCAGCUCAGCAACAGCAACCGAAUAG
Messenger RNA from Moesziomyces antarcticus, 1578 nucleotides. RefSeq lists its product as uncharacterized. The record is from RefSeq and is a predicted model, not a curated record. Lineage: Eukaryota; Fungi; Basidiomycota; Ustilaginomycetes; Ustilaginales; Ustilaginaceae. The transcript has a single exon. Bases 1 to 1578 code for a protein of 525 amino acids.